AUGGGAGCAAUAGCCAGCAGGUACCGUGUAUCAAACGCAGGCCUCACUAACGCGGACAUACAGAACAUAGAAAACGCUAACAAACGUGAAAACCCGGGAACUUUGGAUGAACUCCAUAAAAAAACUAAAGAUGUAUUACCAGUUAACUUUGAAGGUGGUAAACUUAUGGUCAAUAAGGGAAUCUCCAAUCAUUUCCAGAUGUCCCACACUUUAACGAUGAGCUCAAUGCAAAAUGGUUACAAGCUGGGUGCAACAUAUAUUGGUACAAAACAAAUAUCGCCCACCGAGGCCUUCCCUGUUGUACUGGGUGAUGUUGAUCCCGCUGGAAAUGUUAACUUCAAUCUAAUACAUCAAUUAACUCAAGAUGUCCGAGUGAAAGUUGCUGCACAGGUUCAAGAAUGCAAGUUGUCGGCGACACAGGGCACAGUUGAAUACAAGGGUUCAGACUAUACUUUAGCCCUGGCCGUCGGUAAACCUGACUGUAGUGAUAAAUCAUCUGUGUUUGUUGGACAUUACUUGCAGUCAGUCAGUAAGCAUCUAACGCUGGGUGCGGAGCUCGUGUAUCAGAGCAGUGCGCGUAUAGCAGGAGGAGAGGUGGCCAUCGCCUCGGCAGCAGCAAGAUAUACUAUGGACGAUUCUGAAGUAUCAGCAACUCUGGGAGCUGCUAGCUUCCAUGUCUGCUACUUCAAACAAGCUAGUGAACAAUUACAGGUGGUCGCUGAAAUGGAGACUUCAUUCAGGGGUAUGGAGUCAACGGGGACUAUUGGAUACCAAGUGACUAUACCUAAAGCGGAGCUCGUCUUUAGAGGUAUGGUUGAUUCAAAUUGGAAUAUUGGGGCAGUUCUGGAGAAGAAACUCCAGCCGUUGCCAUUUACAUUUGCUCUGUCAGGUAUGAGCAACCAGGCCAAACAACAGUUCAAGUUUGGUUGCGGCCUCAUCAUCGGAUAG
Messenger RNA from Danaus chrysippus (African queen), 948 nucleotides. Lineage: Eukaryota; Metazoa; Arthropoda; Insecta; Lepidoptera; Nymphalidae. The record is from the annotation of a GenBank genome assembly.